This is a messenger RNA of Colletotrichum orchidophilum, 177 nucleotides long. RefSeq lists its product as uncharacterized. NCBI's taxonomy places the organism in Eukaryota, Fungi, Ascomycota, Sordariomycetes, Glomerellales, Glomerellaceae. The coding region runs from base 1 to 177 and encodes 58 amino acids. The transcript is spliced from 3 exons. The record is from RefSeq and is a predicted model, not a curated record.
AUGAAAUCGUACUAUGUCUCGGUAUAUACGCGGCAGUCCUCGGACGUCAUAUCUUCGAGUAUGGCUCUCCAGGAACAGAUGUUCAGCGGUUGUGGUAACAAGGGCUCCGCCGGCCAUUCAGCUCAGAUGUGCCCUAAUUGUUUACAUACUGUGUUCAUGAAAAAGAAAGGAAAGUAG